Trematosphaeria pertusa is the source of this 2036-nucleotide messenger RNA. RefSeq names its product longevity-assurance protein-like protein. The coding region runs from base 217 to 1725 and encodes 502 amino acids. Gene Ontology annotation, molecular function: sphingosine N-acyltransferase activity. Gene Ontology annotation, cellular component: membrane. Gene Ontology annotation, biological process: ceramide biosynthetic process. The transcript has 4 exons. NCBI's taxonomy places the organism in Eukaryota, Fungi, Ascomycota, Dothideomycetes, Pleosporales, Trematosphaeriaceae. The record is from RefSeq and is a predicted model, not a curated record.
AGAAUUGCCCGUCUUUCGCCGGCCCGCGCCGAGUCCUGACCCCAUUGCUUCGCGCGCACGCACACCCAUGAUCGCUCAUUCUUAGCAUUUCGAGUCGCCAAAGAAGCCAGGACGUUCGUUAUCAGACCGCCUGCUGCUGCUGCCGCCGCCGCCGCCAUUGAGCCCUUCGACAUUGAGAAUAGCUACCGCGCCUAGGUGGUUUGCGCCGGCCAUAGCAUGGCGACUCAAGUAUCAGUGCCGUGCCGCGGCUCGAAUGGGAGUGCGCUCGGAAGCGUCCACGAGAUCGGUUGGACGGAGACGAAUGGGGAGAAGCUGGCAGUAGGAGCACGCAAACAUGGGAAGCGGGCGAAGAAGAAAAUCGAUGAGGAAAGCUUAAUGGGAUAUCUGUGUACGCAGAUUUGCGAACACCAGAUUGGCAUCGCCGUGAACCUCCUCCUGCUCCUCUUCCUCACGCACAUUUUCUUCCCCCGCGCGCGACGGCGUACCCACAAGUUCUUCCACCUCUCUUACUUCAACCCCGAGACCGCCAAGUACGGCUGCGGCACCGAUGACCUACCGUUCGUCGCUUUGUGGAUCGUCGUAUUCACUGGCAUGAGGGUGGCCGUCAUGGACUAUAUCUUGGGGCCAAUGGCGAGAGUAGGCGGAAUCAAGACGAAGAAGGGCUUAGUGAGGUUCAAGGAGCAGGCGUGGCUGAUUUGCUACUGCAGCUGCUCCUGGUCGCUUGGUAUGUACAUUAUGUAUCACUCUGAGUUCUGGUUCAAUCUGCACGGCAUGUGGAGGGGCUGGCCUUUCCGCGAGAUUACGGGUCUCUCCAAGUUCUACUACCUCGUCCAAUGGGCCUUCUGGCUCCAGCAGAUCGUCGUGGUCAACAUUGAGGAAAAGCGGAAGGACUAUGCGCAGAUGUUCACACACCACAUCUUUACCUCCGCGCUUCUUUUCCUCUCGUACGGAUACUAUCACACGCGCGUCGGAAUUGUGAUUCUGUGUAUCAUGGACCUCGUCGAUAUCAUACUUCCGAGUGCCAAAUUGCUCAAAUACAUGGGCUUCUCCAGCGUCUGCGACAUCAUGUUCGGCGUCUUCGUCUUCACCUGGCUCGUAACCCGCCACACUUUCUAUCCCAUGGUCUGCUGGUCCAUAUACAAAGACGCGCCCGUCGACAUGGCGCCCGGCUGCUACUUCGCCGACGGCACCAUGAUUCCUGCAUCCAAUACCACGCCCUACGAUGCUCUCGGAGGCAACCUCAUCUGGCCGAAUCUCCUCAAAGCGUACACGGACCGCACUGGCCCUAUCUGCUGGAACCCGACGAUCCGGUAUAGCUUCCUAGCAUUGCUUCUCGUGCUGCAAGCCAUCAUUCUCCUCUGGUUCACCAUGAUCCUGAAGAUUGUUUAUAAGGUACUCUCAGGUCAGAACGCCGACGAUGUGCGCUCGGAUGACGAAGGUGAAGAUGAGGAGCUCGAGGAUCAGGCGGAGCUUGAGCGGGUCUCGCAUCCCAUCAAUGCUGCCAAGGGCGGGGCCGAGUGGGCACCUGUGGAGCAGGAAGUCGGCGUCGAGGCAUUAACUUUCACGUCUAGGAGGAGCCCGAGUGUUAAUGGCGGUGUGGGCGUUAGGAGAAAUAGCAGGAGGCCGGCGAGGAGUAGCUCGGGCCGCGCCAGCGGCAUUAGCAUCCCAGGGCAUGGCGACCAUAAGGAGUUGCUGGGCAGGAUUGGAUGCGAUAAGCCGACGUAAACGCCCUAUUUACGCUGGCGGCGGAUAGGUGUUGUCGAAAAGUUGUGUUUCUUUGUUGCAGCCUGGCGGGCGUUUUUAUUUUCCUGUUUCCUCCCACUGUUUUGGCGGCUGCCCGGGUUAUGGCCCGCUUGCUUGCUUGCCGCCACUCCGCAGGCUGGUUGAGGCGGGGCUUUUUCCUCACCGUGGAUUCUUAAUACCGAUCGAUACAUACCCUAGAGGAUAGAGUAUAAUCCUACGUUUCUUUCCUGGCGUGUGUCUGUGUCCGGUUCCAAAGCCAAUGUGAAGGGCCUUAGAUGGAAAACUUGACUGCG